This is a messenger RNA of Pleuronectes platessa (European plaice), 4162 nucleotides long. RefSeq names its product FAM20C golgi associated secretory pathway kinase b (gene fam20cb). Gene Ontology annotation, biological process: protein phosphorylation. Bases 798 to 2477 code for a protein of 559 amino acids. NCBI's taxonomy places the organism in Eukaryota, Metazoa, Chordata, Actinopteri, Pleuronectiformes, Pleuronectidae. Gene Ontology annotation, cellular component: Golgi apparatus. The transcript is spliced from 11 exons. The record is from RefSeq and is a predicted model, not a curated record. Gene Ontology annotation, molecular function: protein serine/threonine kinase activity.
AUGCUACAAGGGGUGCUGUUCUCUCACACCGCUGCACUCCUGGAGGCUGCCUGGCCCCGCGGGGAGGAUUCCUGUCUCCUGUUAUACCCGAUGUGCGCCUUCUUAUUCCGCUUGGUGCUCGCGUCGGGUGAUCCGCUGCGGCCAGAUGUGACAGAAUUACGCAUCCCGCCGAGGACCGCCGAGUUGGAUGAGAGCGCACACGUCGGCUACUUUUGCGGGGACUUUCCCUAAAAAACUGUUUAUUGCGAAGAGCUGCACUCCCAGUACAUUUCUAUCCCACGUCCCAGCUGGUGCGCUGCUGCUGCUGCUGCUGCUUCCGCCGCGCUCCCCCUCUCGGGAUCGAGACUGGACGGUGAGACCUCUGCGCGCAGUCGGACCUCCCGGACACACGCGUUUAAUGGAUCCAUUUCCUCAGCUGGUUUCGGACCGUACUCACUUGUUCUGCACACUAUCCGGGGGUCGACGGGAGCGGCUGUGCGCAAAGAAUGUGGUUUUGCGCCAAUCCAGCGCUGGUGUGAACCCACUCGACCUGCUCCACCUGGACACUUGCGGCUGAUUUUUGCGCUUCUCGCCCGGACACGCGCGCGCACUGAGCGGAACUCUGAUGUUGAAGAUCCGUAGGCUGAACACUGAAUCCUUCACUCAAGACGGCAAGUGACGAUGGCUCCUACGUGUUCAAUGUGUAUUUCAUCCGAUUGGCGUCCAGUCUAAUCAACAUCAUCAGCGAUGUAGUCAGUCUGUUCAUCUGCGUGUUGAUCAUUUGCAGUAAAUACUCCCAUCUGCUCAAGCGGGAGACCAUGAAGAUGAUCCUCCUGCGCAAAUUCCGGGUUCUGAUCCUCAUGGUGUUCCUCAUCGCCUGCUCCAUGCACAUCAUGAUAGACCUGCUGCCGAAGCUGGAGAGGCACGGCAACGGCGGCUGCUCCUGCUCCCACACGCCGAGCGAGGAGCCCCAGAGCUGGGGGAAGCAGCAGGGCUGGCCCAACAAGCACACCCUGCGGAUCCUCCAGGACUUCAGCAACGAGCCCAGCUCCAACGUGUCCUCCCACUCCCUGGAGAGGAGCCCGGUGACGGGCGACAAGACGCAGGCUCUCCGGCGGCUGGAGCUCCACGGGCUGCGCGGUGACAGGAAGAGACAGUUCAUCCAGGACGCCGCGGGGGCCAAGAACAUGCCGGUGAAGGGUUCAAGGUUGCUGGCUCUCUAUGAGCACCCCUUAUAUAAACGAGCCCUGCCACCUCUGACAGACGAGGACACGCUGUUCAACGUCAACACGGACAUCCGAUUUGACCCCAAAGCAGCAGAGGACCAGGCAUGGAAUACUGAAGGCAACGUAGACGAGUUCAGCCCCACAGGGGAGCUGACAGCAGAGUCCUACCCUAACUGGCUCCGCUUCCACAUUGGGAUUAAUCGAUACGAGCUGUACUCCAGACACAACCCGGUGAUCGAUGCCCUCCUGAAGGACCUGGUCACCCAGAGGAUCACCAGUGUGGCGAUGAAGUCUGGAGGCACUCAGCUGAAGCUCAUCAUGACCUUCCAGAACUACGGCCAGGCUCUGUUCAAACCUAUGAAGCAGACCCGGGAGCAGGAGACGCCGCCAGACUUCUUCUACUUCUCUGACUUUGAGAGACACAACGCUGAGAUCGCUGCCUUCCAUCUGGACAAGAUCCUGGACUUCCGCCGUGUGCCCCCAGUGGCCGGCCGGUUGAUGAACAUGACCAAGGAGAUCAGGGACGUCACGCGAGACAAGAAACUCUGGAGGACCUUCUUCAUCUCGCCAGCCAACAACGUGUGUUUCUACGGAGAGUGCUCGUACUACUGCUCCACCGAGCACGCUCUGUGCGGGAAGCCGGACCAGAUCGAGGGAUCCCUGGCGGCCUUCCUCCCGGACCUGGCCCUCGCCAAACGCAAGACCUGGAGGAACCCGUGGAGACGCUCCUACCACAAGCGAAAGAAGGCAGAGUGGGAGGUGGACCCAGAUUACUGCGAGGAGGUCAAACAGACGCCACCGUACGACAGCGGGACGCGGCUGCUGGACAUCAUGGACAUGACCAUCUUUGACUUCCUCAUGGGAAACAUGGACCGCCACCAUUAUGAGACAUUUGAAAAGUUUGGAAAUGAGACUUUCAUCAUCCAUCUGGACAACGGCCGAGGCUUUGGGAAGCACUCCCACGAUGAGAUUUCCAUCCUGGUGCCGUUGACCCAGUGCUGCAGGGUCAGGAAGUCGACCCACCUGCGUCUGCAGAUGCUGGCUAAGGAAGAAUACAAGCUGUCCACGCUCAUGGCAGAAUCCCUGGUGAGGGACCGGCUCAGUCCCAUCCUCAUCCGGCCCCAUCUGGAGGCCAUGGACCGACGAAUACGCCAGGUGCUGAAUGUGCUGUCCGAGUGCAUCGAGAAGGAGGGCUACAGCUACGUGAUGGAGGACGACCUCCAGGGGGACAGGGGGAAAGACCACGGCCACGCCGGCCCGCGGCGGAGGUAGCUGUCCGGGGGUGGGGGGCCCUGGAUGGAACUGACUACUCGGAGAUAGGAGGCUGGACGGAGCAGAUCCAGUCUUUGUUUUUGAAAACUGAACUGGCUUCCUGUUACACAGAUGAGCUCCAUCUGUGCUGAAUUCCUUAGAGGGCUCGGUUUGUGCUGAACUGACAGAGGAAGCCCACCUGCCUGAGAUAAAUAAAAAAUAAACAUGCUGCGUGGAAGUAGAGGCCUGCUGGAAAGGACUUAGACUUGGACGCAGGUGAAGAACUCAGCGGAGAGUCAGGGCUCCGCACGGAACCGAAACCAUUCCACAUCACCCAGACUCCUUAAAGUGUCCAGCCCUGACUGUAGUGUAGGAGAGCAUCACCGCACCACGGCAGACCCCAGCACCCACUGACCCACCGCAGCAUCACCAAACCAGUCUCGCAAGAGACGCCUUCUCUCUGUCUGGUCCAGGACCCUUCGUUUGAAUUCAGUGAAUUCUGAGGGACUUGUGCAGAACCUCCUGACCCCCUCCCCCCCUCAACACAAGCUGAGUCAUGUGUUUCUAAGUAUCGUGGGUAUUUCGAGUGUUUCAGUUCACAGAGGAGGAGGAGGUCAACUUCCUGUUGUCUUAAUUAUCAAAAUGAUGUUUUGAUUUUCGCUGCAGAAUGUUUUAUUUCGUUGCGUUUUCUUAUUUUUUUAUAUUCUAUUUCUGCUGAGCUGUUUCAGCUCCUACCAUUGGUAUUGGAGAAGGAGAUAUUUGAUUGGAGUGCAGGUUUACUCCUGGAUUUGAUUCAUUUUGCCCCUAAAUGUCCUUGAGAGAGUAUUUAUUAAAAAUCCAUAUUUAUUGUUUGAGGUUUUUCUUGUUAAUAAGAGCUGUUGAGUUGACAUCAGAGAGGUGUACUUCUUCAUUUGUCCAGUAGAGGGCAAACUGAGCAUGUGCAAAAGUAGCGACCAGGUCUGUGCCUGUCAGUAAAAUGACCCCUCUCCAUAUUUCCACCCGUUUCCAAAUAUCAAACCUGAUUUCAAAUAGUUUUCCAGUCACCAUGAGAAAGAUUCAGAAGAGCGAGUCUGUGCCUCUGUUUACAACAUUUAAUCCAAACUACUGUUCUUUUCUGUUUCUACUUCUUUCCAUUCAACUGACAGGAGGUUACGUUUCCGGUACCACGAGCCAAAUGUGACCCCGAAAAAGUUUUUAUAUUUUUGUUUUUCUUUGUAAUAUAUUUGAUGUCCAGAUGUUGCUGUUGUGGAGAGAUUAUUUUUCAGGAUGUAAAUUUCAUUCAUCGCCAACAGCGGACGGCCGAACUGACGGCGUCAGUGAUUCAGCUGAAAGUUAAUAUAUAGAGUAGGACAAAUCUAGUGCCUGUGCAAUGAUAGAAAUACUUGAAUGUCUGGUUUCACAGUGGAAAAGGCUCGAGCUUCUCCCAGGUACGAGAUAAGACCCUGGGGUCUACAUGUAUAUGUGUGCGUGUGCGUGUGAGUGUGUGUGAGUGUGCGUGUGCUGACUUCAUCUGUCUCCAUGAGGGUUUUAUUCUACAGUUUCCAUCUUCCUGUGUCAGGUGGGAGUGUAUGAACUUGUGUGUGUGUGGGGGGGACCUUUAGAUGAUCUGCUUUUUCUUUUCAUCACACUCAUCGUUUCUGUGGAUUUUAUUGUUCAUUUCUUUGCAUCAUGGUUAAAAGUGCAAUAAAACAAAAAUGAGCAUAAUA